Molecule: messenger RNA, 1400 nt
Organism: Erinaceus europaeus (western European hedgehog)
Lineage: Eukaryota; Metazoa; Chordata; Mammalia; Eulipotyphla; Erinaceidae
Gene: TLX2
Product: T cell leukemia homeobox 2
Exons: 3
Coding region: 145-996 (283 amino acids)
Biological process (GO): regulation of transcription by RNA polymerase II; animal organ development
Cellular component (GO): nucleus
Molecular function (GO): RNA polymerase II cis-regulatory region sequence-specific DNA binding; DNA-binding transcription factor activity, RNA polymerase II-specific
Source: RefSeq, a predicted model, not a curated record
GGGCCCGGAGACCCUCUGCGCCCAGCCGUGAAGGCCCCUGAAGCCACCGCCCCAGAGCGCCACAACCGGACUUCCGAGCAGCCUGGUGUUCCCUCUCCCGCCGCCGAGUCUCCUGCGGUGCAGCCCCCGCCCCAACCCGGGCCCAUGGAGCCGGCGGUACUGGCCUCGCACAACCUCCCGCAGCACGAGCCAAUCAGCUUCGGCAUCGACCAGAUCCUGAGCUGCCCCGAGCCCCCCGGGAGCAGCCUGGGCCCGGGGCGCGCCGGCCAGGGCCAUGGGGAGAACGCGGCGUUCCCGGGCGCAUUUCCCGGAGCCUCGAGUUACGGCCCUGCGGGCUCCCUGACUCCGCUGCCCGGCAGCUCCGGGGUGGGUGCGGGCGGCGUGAUCCGCGUCCCCGCGCACCGCCCGCUCCCCGUGCCGCCGCCCGCGGGAGGCGCGCCCGCCGUGCCAGGACCCUCGGGCUUGGGCGGCGCCGGGGGCCUGGGACUCACCUUCCCCUGGAUGGACAGCGGCCGCCGUUUUGCCAAGGACCGGCUCACGGCCGCACUGUCGCCCUUCUCCGGGACGCGCCGCAUCGGCCACCCCUACCAAAACCGCACGCCCCCGAAGCGGAAGAAGCCGCGCACGUCCUUCUCCCGCUCGCAGGUGCUGGAGCUGGAGCGGCGCUUCCUGCGCCAGAAGUACCUGGCCUCAGCUGAGAGGGCGGCGCUGGCCAAGGCCCUGCGCAUGACGGACGCGCAGGUCAAGACCUGGUUCCAGAACCGGCGCACCAAGUGGCGGCGCCAGACGGCGGAGGAGCGCGAGGCGGAGCGGCACCGUGCGGGCCGCCUGCUCCUGCACCUGCAGCAGGACUCGCUGCCCCGGCCCCUGCGGCCGCCGCUGCCCCCGGACCCGCUCUGCCUGCACAACUCGUCGCUCUUCGCGUUGCAGAACCUGCAGCCCUGGGCCGAGGACAACAAGGUGGCGUCCGUAUCCGGCCUCGCCUCCGUGGUAUGAGCGUGGCCCGCCCGACCCGCCGAGGCUCAUUUCCGUGCCGGGGAUAUGGCAGGGCGCGGGAGCCCGGGCCGGAGCAGAAGCAGGAGCGGAGCGCACGAGGAGCCGCACAUCCCAAGGCCCGCGAGCCGCAGGGCUUCUCCGCCUGUGUGGAGCCGUCGCCUCUGCGCGCCCAGAUGCUGCCUUUCCCGCCACUUUUCACUGUAAAGACUGUUCAGAGCAGCUGCACCCAGGUGUCCAGCGGGCGGGACUUGCAGUGCGGCAGCCAGUGAGGGGUGGGGAGGGGUGGGGGAAGGGCGGACCAGCCAUGGAGGCUUCCUGGAGGCUGGGAUCCCGCCCUGGGGUGUGUGCAGCAGGCCCCGGGCCAGAGCAGUGGAAAGGCAAUGAGGGGAAGGCGCGGAGAGUUU